UCGAGAGACGCGCAUAGGAACGCAUGACAUAAUAUAUUGGACUAAGCAGUUGACAAUCGUCGUCUAUACCAAAAUACCCUGGCGGAAUGAGUGCCCGUACCAGACUCGACGACUCCGCAACCGGCGGCCUUCAGCCGACGCUCUCUCAGAACAUGGUAUGUAGACAGCAGUGCUCAACUCCGAGAGACUCGUCCCAUCCCCCCUCCAACCUGCACAGCCCAAGACGGGGGAUUGGCCAGCUGGCGGGGGAACGUCGUUUGCCUAGACGCAAGAGGUCGCCUCUUCUCGCACCAGCCGGUCCGCAAGGCACAGAAGAGAGGCGAGAUGGCGCCGGAGCUCAAAGUCCAGAGUCCUCUUCAAAGCACAACACCCACCACGGCCCUCCCAAACCUGUCUUGCCGGCCCAACCCCCUAAGGCGAGCCAAGAUGCUACCGCGUCUACGGCAAGUCCAUCAGCAGCUUGGAAUUCCACCAAAGGAUCGCGUCCAGCCCGCGCGACCGCGACCCCCCCCCCCCCCCCCCCGUCCGCGACGCGCCCGACAACGCGACGCUCGCGACGCGGGCGCACAUGCAUCAGGUAAGGAAGAAACGCUCGUUGCCCCUGACGAUCGCCAAAAGAGACCGUUCCCGGUUCGACGCCGCCCAAAGGCUCAAAGCCUCGAGAGCAGACUACGCCUUCGAAGGGCAAGGGGAAACCCUCACCCUCUCGAGCCCGCCUGAAACCAUGCGGCGCCAUCUCGAGGCCCCCCUCUCAACGGUUUUCUUUGUUCAGAGACGCCACUAUGCCUCCCACCCCAAAUCGAUAGGGAAUGGGAAGCCGCCCGAAGCCAAGGGGGGGGGGGAAAGGUACAAGCUUGAAAAGGAAGAAAGCAUAAAAAAAAAAGGGGG
Molecule: messenger RNA, 888 nt
Organism: Colletotrichum navitas
Lineage: Eukaryota; Fungi; Ascomycota; Sordariomycetes; Glomerellales; Glomerellaceae
Exons: 1
Coding region: 87-581 (164 amino acids)
Source: RefSeq, a predicted model, not a curated record